This is a messenger RNA of Aspergillus steynii IBT 23096, 1368 nucleotides long. RefSeq names its product DUF409 domain protein. Gene Ontology annotation, molecular function: GPI mannosyltransferase activity; alpha-1,6-mannosyltransferase activity. The transcript is spliced from 3 exons. The coding region runs from base 1 to 1368 and encodes 455 amino acids. Gene Ontology annotation, cellular component: mannosyltransferase complex; endoplasmic reticulum membrane. Lineage: Eukaryota; Fungi; Ascomycota; Eurotiomycetes; Eurotiales; Aspergillaceae. The record is from RefSeq and is a predicted model, not a curated record. Gene Ontology annotation, biological process: GPI anchor biosynthetic process.
AUGACUUCAAAGUCGGUCUCGGUCUCGGCUCGCUCGGGUCUACUGAAUCCUAGUCAUCCUGUCAGAAGCUUGUCGGUCGCCUUUUGGCUCUGGAAGACCGUCUUGUUCUUGGUCAUUGUCGGCUGCCCUGGCCCAGGCUAUGAUACGUCCACGAGUCUUCUUCCCGGGCAGGGAGUUGCCCCGUUGAGUCUGCCGGCGCCUUUGAAAUUCGUCAGGUGGGAUUCCAUCUAUUUUGUGCAUAUCGCAGAAAGUGGCUAUGUGUUCGAACAAGAGUGGGCCUUUAGUUAUGGCUAUGGCAAAUUUAUCGCUUUCCUGACCUCUGUUCUGAAUCCUUGGAGUAACAAUGCCUUGGAGGGAACCGCUGGGAUCGCAGUGGUCGCGGUUGCGCUCUCACACCUUGUCCAUUAUCUCUCGGUCUUAGCCUUGUACAGACUCUCGAUUAAUGUCUUCGGUCAAGAAACGACCACGCAACGGCUCAUUUGCUUCCUUUCUGCCGCGUUGCAUAUCAUUUCCCCUGCUGGGGCUUUCCUUUCUGCCCCGUACGGAGAGCCGGUCUUCUCUUUUCUCAAUAUCGCCGGGCUUUACAUCUACUCUUCGUCCGUCUUGGACAGCAAUACUGGUAGCCCGGUGUCCAGAAAUGCGAAGCUGCUAUUAUCGGGCCUAGUCUUCUCGGCUGCCACGGUGGUGCGCAGCAAUGGGGUCCUCAGUGGUUUCUUGUUUGCCUAUGAUGCUCUCCUUCUGUUGCAAGGGUUUUUGUCUCGGGGUGUUUCGGUCGAUGCUGUUGUUCAUCUAGGCGUCGUCAUCACCAGCGGCUGCAUUUUAUCCCUGGGAUUUGUCGUUCCCCAAGUCUUCGCUUAUAUGCAAUAUUGUAUGCCGGAAGAUGUCUCAAGGCCUUGGUGUCAACGUUUUGUUCCUAGUAUUUAUGGCUGGGUCCAGGAACAUUACUGGAAUGUGGGCUUCCUUCGAUAUUGGACUGUAUCGAAUAUUCCCCUCUUUCUACUUGCUCUUCCCAUGCUACUCAUUCUGUUCCAGUCAUCCAUAUGGGGGCUUAAAGCAUCCCUGGGAUCAACCCCGUCCAAAACCUCCAGCACUGACCAAGGGGCAUCAUCUACGACGCGGGCUUCUUUGCUGCUGCGGCUCGCCGUCCCGCAAGCCCUGCUUUCGGGGCUAGCAGUCACGAGCUACCACGUGCAGAUUAUCAAUCGGGUGUCCUCCGGAUAUCCUUUGUGGUAUUGGUACAUUGCACAUCAACUUCUUGGCGAUUCCGGGGAGAAGCAUGGCCGAAUUUUCACGCUGGCUGUGCAAGGCGCAGUAAUUUAUGGACUCAUACAAGCGGUUCUCUUCGGCUCCUUCCUCCCACCGGCUUAA